AUGGCUACCAAGGAUAGACUCAAGAUUAUAGACAAGAGAACAGCCCCUUCACGUUAUCAGAUAACUGAAACAGCGUAUGGUACACUCAAUGUACCCUUCACAAGGAUUUUCUCCUCGAACGAUGGAUACACUGCAAUAUGCAGGGACUACGGGGAUGCAGAUACCAUUCUGAGCCCUGAGGGAAUGCAAGCCUUUGGAGACAUAGGACUCCAGGUCUGGGGCAGGGAAUGGAGCCGAGCCAAAAGGAGUGGCAAAGGGAGACACGAGAGUUUCAUGACGCCUUCAGUGAUCUUGGCUGUGCAUCUGACUAACCAUGGUGCCCCUGAUGACCAGAACCCGUACAGUACUACUGUUACCCUGCAUGAUGCAGCUCAUGAACUACACGAAAGUUUCAUAGCAAGGAUGUCAAAACAGGGGCCCGAUGAGCUGGAGCUUCCAGCCUUUAAGCCCGCCGCGGCUGCCUUUCUCGAGUCUUGCAAGGAGCUUCUCCACUCGGAUCAUGGCCGCCUUAUACCUCGGCCUAGUAACACAGUCAGGAGCGUGGUUCAUGCAGGAUACCGUUGGCAACCUCCAGAAAGGUCCUGGAUUGAUGCUCCUCCCCGCCCCGGCACCAUCUUAGUGUUAGCGGGAGAAUUCCUCAAGUUUUACUCUGGGAACAAGUUCUUGGCCUCGAUGCACCAAGUUGUGAUCCCCACUGAUGAGAAGCAGCGGAAGGCUCCUCGAACCUCAAUGAUGUACUUUACCCACGCCGACAACCACGUUCCUUUUGACCCAACUCCUCCACAGAGAAACCCGAGACUGUCUUCCAGAGAAUUAAAUGAUUAG
Homarus americanus (American lobster) is the source of this 825-nucleotide messenger RNA. RefSeq lists its product as uncharacterized. The transcript has 7 exons. Lineage: Eukaryota; Metazoa; Arthropoda; Malacostraca; Decapoda; Nephropidae. The record is from RefSeq and is a predicted model, not a curated record. Bases 1 to 825 code for a protein of 274 amino acids.